Corythoichthys intestinalis (scribbled pipefish) is the source of this 6960-nucleotide messenger RNA. RefSeq names its product apoptotic chromatin condensation inducer 1a (gene acin1a). The transcript is spliced from 18 exons. Gene Ontology annotation, cellular component: ASAP complex; precatalytic spliceosome. NCBI's taxonomy places the organism in Eukaryota, Metazoa, Chordata, Actinopteri, Syngnathiformes, Syngnathidae. The coding region runs from base 40 to 6111 and encodes 2023 amino acids. Gene Ontology annotation, biological process: RNA splicing. The record is from RefSeq and is a predicted model, not a curated record. Gene Ontology annotation, molecular function: RNA binding.
CUCGACGCUCUCGCUGGAAGCCGUCCAGAGGAACGGAAAAUGGCGGACCUCGAAGACGUAACCCUGGACGGGAGACCGCUCCAGUCUCUUCGCGUUGCAGAUUUAAAAGCUGCUCUCGAGGAGAGGGGACUGUCGAAAAGCGGGCAAAAGAAUGCUCUUGUCAAACGCCUCAAAGGGGCUCUUAUGUUGGAGAAUCUGCAGAAGACCUCCACUCCUCAUGUUGGACUGCAACCAAACUCUCAGAUUGGUGAGGAAAUGAGCCAGAAUAGCUUCAUCAAGCAGUAUCUGGCUAAGCAGCAAGAGCUCUUGCGGCAGCGUCUGGAGAGAGAGGCCCGGGAAGCAUAUGACACUAAUGAGCAAGAGGAUCACAUAGAUGUUAAUAACAGCACUGCAUUUCUUCCUCAAGCCAAGGAUCUGAAUCCAGCCUCAGCAGAUCAGCACAAGGCACCUGGACCCUCUGAUGGCGAAAUCAUGUUUGUUGCAGUAAAUGAGGGCGAGGCUAAUAGCAACCAAGAAGCUCAUAUGUCUGCUCAUCCUGCUUCUGGAUCAGUUACCAUGAAUGUUACUAGCAAUGAGCAUCGACGGGGGAAGAGUGCGCCGGCCAGUGACUUCCUAGCUGACAGCGACGAUGAUGAAAGUGAGGACGGCGAGGAAGACGGCGAUGAUGAUGAUGAUGAUGAUGAUGAUGACUGGGGCAGUAACAUUCGCAGGAGGACUACGAGACAGCCAGCCAGAGCGCUGUCAACUCGAGAGAGGUGUGGAGCAUCUCGUCAGCAGCAGCAGCAGCACAUCCCUUCCCUUUUGUCUCCUCAACUUCGCCAGCCAACCCCUCCUCCCUCCCCACCUCCAGAGUUAUCAUUUCCUUUGCCUGACACCCCUAAACAAAGCCCCCCUAGUCCAGAUGUAGCCGCAGCGAGGCACUCUCCAAGUACCUCCAGCUCUGGUUCCUCUAGCAGUGAUAGUCGAAGUAGCAGCCCAGAGCCCCAGAAGAGUGGACUCAUGGAGCGUAAACCUGGCCCGUUAACUCUCCUAGCCCGUAAAAUGGAAUCGGAAGGCGCUUUUGCUGGGGCCGGUUGGCAAGGUGGCACUGGGCAAGGUGGAAGGAACGACAGCAGUUCCCCAGUAGCCGCAUCAUUUGAUGGCAUUGAACAUGCGGAGGGUCUCUCAUCAACUACCACUGUAGACCAUGUGCCAGUUUCCAUGAUACCAGGCAUCAACCAGGGCAUCAGUGGAACACGUUCAGCUCAUAGUCAUGUUCCUGUGAGUGUGCAUAAGACUCAUACAGUGGAUGAUAGAGAAUCAGAAUUUGAGUCAGUAGAGGCACUUGAGCUGCAAAGACAAAGGCUAAGAAGCUUUAAUCAAGAACCAGCAAUAGAAGAUGAUCAGAACAGAGCUCUGCAGCUGGAACAAGAAGAAAAUGAGAGAUUUAAACAUCAGCAAGCCUUGGAAAGAGAAGAACAAGAAGCUUUGCAAAAGAAACUUGCUUCAGAAAGAGAGCGGCUGGACAGGGAGCAAGCUUUGGCCAAGGAGCUGGAAGUACAAGAACAAACUUUGGCAAAAGAAAGAGCUCUAGAGCUGGAGAGUCAAAGAGAACUUGAAAGGCAAAGGGCAUUAGAGCAAGAACGUCUCCAGCAGGAAGCACAGGAGAGGGAAAAAGAGAGAGAAAUAGAGUUGGAAAAAAUCCGGGCUCGAGAAGAAAAAGAGAAGGCUCUUGAAAAAGAAAGAUUAGAGAGAGAAAAGGCUUUGGAGGCAGAGCGAAAAGAAAAAGAACGGAUUGAAAAAGAAAGGAUUUUGGAACAGGAACGGUUAGAAAGAGAAAGAUUAAAGCAAGAGCAGCUAGAUAGGGAAAAAGCUUUGGAAGCAGAGAGAAAAGAAAAGGAACGGAUUGAAAGAGAGAGGGCUUUGGAACAAGAACGUUUAGAAAGGGAAAAAUUAGAGCAAGAGCGGCUAGAGAGGGAAAAAGCUUUGGAAGCAGAGAGAAAAGAAAAAGAACGGAUUGAAAGAGAAAAAUUAGAGCAAGAGAGGGAAAAAGCUUUGGAGGCAGAAAGAAGAGAAAAAGAACGGAUUGAAAGAGAAAGGGCUAUGGAACAGGAACGAUUAAAGAGGGAAAAGUUAGAGCAAGAGCGGCUUGAAAAAGAAAAAGCUUUGGAGCUAGAGCGAUUAGAGAGGGAGAAAGCCUUGGAGAAAGAGCGCCAAGAACGAGAGGCAGUGUUGGAGAAAGAGCGGCAGGAGAGGGAAGAAGCUUUGAAGAUCGAGCGAGAGAAAGCUUUAGAGCUAGAGCGAAUGGAGAGGGAGAAAGCUUUGGAGAAAGAGCGGCAAGAACGAGAGGCAGCGUUGGAGAAAGAGCGGCAAGAACGAGAGGCAGCGUUGGAGAAAGAGCGGCAAGAACGAGAGGCAGCUUUGGAGAAGGAGCGCCAAGAACGAGAGGCAGCUUUGGAGAAGGAGUGCCAAGAACGAGAGGCAGCUUUGGAGAAGGAGCGCCAAGAACGAGAGGCAGCGUUGGAGAAAGAGCGGCAGGAACAAGAGGCAGCGUUGGAGAAAGAGCGGCAGGAACAAGAGGCAGCGUUGGAGAAAGAGCGGCAGGAACGAGAGGCAGCGUUGGAGAAAGAGCAGCUGGAGAGGGAAGAAGCCUUGAAAAUCGAGCGAGAGAAAGCUUUAGAACUAGAGCGAAUAGAGAGAGAGAAAGCUUUAGAACAAGAGCGACUAGAAAGAGAGAGAGUUUUAGAACGAGAGCGAGAAAAGGCUUUAGAGCUUGAGCGACUGGAGCGAGAAAAGGCCUUAGAGCUUGAGCGACUGGAGCGAGAAAAGGCCUUAGAGCUUGAGCGACUGGAGCGAGAAAAGGCCUUAGAGCUUGAGCGAGAAAAGGCCAUAGAGCUUGAGCGACUAGAGCGAGAAAAGGCCUUAGAGCUUGAGCGACUAGAGCGAGAAAAGGCCAUAGAGCUUGAGCGACUAGAGCGAGAAAAGGCCUUAGAGCUUGAGCGACUAGAGCGAGAAAAGGCCUUAGAGCUUGAGCGACUAGAGAGAGAAAAGGCCUUGGAGCUGGAGCGACAAGAAAAAGAAAAAGCCUUGGAGCUGGAGCGACUAGAAAAGGAAAAAGCCUUGGAGCUGGAGCGACAAGAAAAAGAAAAAGCCUUACAACAGCAGAAAGCCUUAGAGCUUCAGCAAAUAGAAAAACUGAGAGCAUUCGAUCAAGAGCGUCUGGAGAAAGAGCGUCUUGACCACGAAUGCCUGGCGAAAGAGCGACUAGAAAAAGAGAAUCUAGAGACAGCAUGUCAAGUGCUAGAGCAACAGGAGAAACAACAUCCAGGGAGAGCACAUGUAAUGCAAGAACUGCUAGAGCAAAGGUUGGCAAGCGAUGGAGCUGAUGAGGCGCAUGAACGAUUAAAACACAAUAGUAAGGAGCAUGUAAAGGAAGUGUCAGAUUUUGCUCUUAAAAACAAAAUUGCGGUGGAGAGAAUAGUAAAGGAAAGGGCUAAUGAGCAGGAAUUAAUAGAGAGGGAAACACCUAAGGAGUUAGACACUGAACUUCCUCCAUCUGAAUUUGGUAGUGGGCUUGGUCUUACCCCUCCUACUCCUCCCUUUUCUACAGGACCAGAUAGAAAAACAGAGGCAGGAAUCCAGGAAGAUGGCAAAGCUCCACUGUCAAAGAGUGAAUCCCAAGAAGCAGAAUCAUCACUGUCAUCGCAACCAUCAUCGUUGAGGAAAUUGCGGUUCUUAAGGGACCACCCAAUUCAGGCCCAGUCUGCCACAUCCAUGGCCACCAAGUGGCCUCAUAACUUCACUGAUACCCCUCAGCCCCAGAAGUCACUUUCCUACUCCCCAGUCAGUUUUAGAGAACAACAGGAAGGUAAAACCUCCACUAAACAGGAAUGCAAUUCUGAGGAACAGUUUACUCUUAACAAAAAAACAAGUGCCAAAGGUUUUACAAACCAAGUAUCAGGGGACAAUUUGAAAGAUGAUACAGUGAGGCAGGAUGAGCCUGCCAAGAAAAGCACCAAGAGAUUACGGGAUGUGGAUAAAGACAAAGUUCCUUCAAGCCCAGUUAAUGCUGUACAGUUGCACGGAAGAGAUGGAAAGAGGGAGGAGAAAAAAACAAGAAAACGUUCAUCCUCUAAUGACUCCUCUUCCUCCGAAUCUGAUUCUGGGUCAUCAUCAUCCAGGUCCUCUUCAUCCUCGUCUUCUCUUGAGAAAGUCACCAUUUCGAGAAAUAGAAGGGAAAGAAAACCAGACAGAACUACUUCACCGCUGUGUAUAGUGACUGCCGUGGCUCAAGAUGACUGUAUACAGGAAACUCAAAAGGCCUCCCCUUACAAAAGAGAGAGGUCUGUCGAGAAGACAAGCACAAGAAAUGAUGAAGCUAGUCAGGCUAAGAAACCAUUCCUUGAAAUACCAGCUGAAGAGCAGAUGAAAAGGAAAUACGGCAAAGGAUUGGAAGAAAAGGAAGAAGGGUCUGAACAAAGGCAGGCGAUUGAGUCUUCAAUGGAAGAAUCAGAGAAGCUUCUGGGGGCCAACGAGGAGGCCCGCAAGGCCUUCUCUGCUCGCAAGAUCUCUCUUGUCAGCAGUAAGUCACCAGGCACAGGCAGUACAGAUGGGGAUCAGGAAUCUGGGACUCCUGGUGGUCGCAAGAGGAGGUGGGGUUCCAGCACUGUGGCCACUGCCAAGAAACCUUCCAUUAGCAUCACUACAGAUUCGCUCAAGUCUUUGAUCCCAGACAUCAGGCCAUGUACAGGCCAAGACGCUGUAGUGGACCUGCACCCUGAGGAAGUGGUUUUGUCUGAUGCUGAGGAAGACAACCAAGAGCUCUCCGAGCAGGACCUGCAGAUCCGACGCACUGUCACCCAAGAGGUGCCCUCAGAUAUCCAAGAGAACGGACAGAAGCCGACAAAGAGGAUUUGCGAGGACUUGGUGGAAAAUAACAUUCAGGGAGACCAAAGCAAGACUGCAUCUCUAGAAGAGAAACCUGUUGAAGAAUUGGAAACCCGAUCACCAUCCCAUCCUAACCAAGAUGUAGAAGAAAUCAACACUGUCGCUGCAGGCAACACACUCAUUCGUCGCUCCAUCAGUCAGCAAAAAACAGGUGUUUCCAUCACCAUCGACGACCCCGUACGAACCACCCGCCAACCAUCUCCUCCACGUGGCAAAGUUUCCAACAUCGUUCAUGUCAGCAACCUGGUAAGGCCUUUUACGCUUGGGCAGCUGAAGGAAUUGCUCGGCAGGACUGGCACGCUAGUGGAAGAUGGCUUCUGGAUCGACAAAAUCAAAUCUCACUGCUACGUCACUUACUCAAGUUCAGAGGAGGCGGUUGCAACACGCGAAGCUCUUCAUGGAGUGAAGUGGCCUCAGAGUAACCCAAAAGUUCUUACCGUAGACUUUUGCCAGCAGGAUGAGCUGGACUUCCACAAAGGUUUGAGCACAGCAGAGAAACCCGGAUCAGAGGAUCAGUGGCUCAAUUCCAACCGUUUUCAAGCCCCGGGCUUACCUCCCCUCCUUCCCAAGAGAGACCAGUGGGCCGAACGCGAGCGUGAAAUGGAGCGCAGGGAGAAGGCACGCUCAGAGCGGGAGUGGGAUCGCGACAAGGUCCGGGACUUUGGGAAACCCAGAGACGAUGGGGAGGCUGUUGCCCGAAGGUCACGCUCGAGGGAACGGCGGCGUAAGGAGAGGGGCAAGAGCAAGGACAAGAAGACUGAAAAGAAAGAAAAAGCCACUGAAGAACCUCCCGCAAAGCUUCUCGACGACCUGUUUCGCAAAACAAAAGCAGUACCUUGCAUCUACUGGCUUCCACUUACAGAUGAACAGUUCGCCGAGCGAGAAGCCGCCAGAGCGGAACGGAUGAAAGAGCGGGAGAAACGGUUGAAACAGCAGCAACACGAAGACGAGGAGAAGAAAAGGGAAGACGAGCGUAAGGAGAGAACUAAAGGUGUCUCGACGGGAGACCGCGGCGAUGGAAGGAAAGAUAAGGACCAGGACCGGGAGAGAGAGCGAGACAGGGAUAGAGGGAAAGACAGGGACAAUGAGAAGCGCAGGGACGGCUACCGGAGACCAGGGGCCGGUAGCGAAGGGGGCAGCAGACGCUCCCGAAGCCGCAGCGAUCCACGAGACAGGCGGCGUUAAUCAGCUGAUGGAACUGUCUCCCUCUCCUGUUUGCCUUCCGUCACAUGUACUGUGUUUCAACUGAGGCCCAGCAAAGGUUGUCACCACUCAGUUGUCACUACCAAGCACAUGUAUACAUAGACUCAGACGUGUUGAAAGGGGACCAGAAAAGUUGCAGUGUUUGUAUGUGUCACUCCUCGUCAAGGGUUGAUGUAUAGUAUAUCACGAAUUUGCCAUCCCUCCUUUCUUUGACUAUCAUCCUUGCAGCAUAGUAGUACCUAUCCUCCCUGUCCUCAUAUUUCCUUCUGACCGAAGUAUUGGUGCCAUCAUUUGCUCUUUGCCUCCACAGUUAAACAGUCUUGCACUUUGGAUGAGGAGGCCUUGUUGCUGCAUGGAAACCAACAAUCUUUUAAGCCGUCCUGCUUAGAGAGACAGAAAAAAAGGAAGUCUCUUUGCAGAGGUGCGCUGACAUCUGGCCAACGUGUGGCAUUCUGUACAGACAUCUUGAAUCAUAUGUUUCUAACUGAGGCAGCUUUGGAGUAUUUUAAUCUUUAGGCAAUGCAGUGUUCCUUUCUCCAGCUGUUGGAGGAAAAAAAAUCAACCUGGAGACUUGCGGCGAUAUUUUCUGUCCCACCAGUUUUCUUUAUUUUCUCUCCCUUCCCGUGACGUCCUCCGAGGCUCUCAUCAUACAUCAUGUAGGGCUUGUACAGGCCAUGGAGAGGAGGUUGUACUAUUUUGUUUUCUCACAAAUGGUUUGAAUAUUGUUAUUUUUACCAUUCUAGUAUAAAUGCUUUUUUUUUUUUUUUUUUAAUUUCCUCUUUGAUUACGCCUAUCAAUGGUGAAUGUACAAAUAAAAAAUGGUAAAUAUUG